Molecule: messenger RNA, 1176 nt
Organism: Aspergillus nidulans FGSC A4
Lineage: Eukaryota; Fungi; Ascomycota; Eurotiomycetes; Eurotiales; Aspergillaceae
Product: alpha/beta hydrolase
Exons: 2
Coding region: 1-1176 (391 amino acids)
Source: RefSeq, a predicted model, not a curated record
AUGACAUCUUUACUCUUCCUGACGGCAAUUUCCGUCCUGAGCCAGCCAUGGCAGGUGGCUGCCGCUCCAACGGCGCAGUCAAACGCCUCCCGGCCCUGCGUUGACAUGCUCCUGUCCAUACCCAUCACCGCAAACAACUCCAUCUACGACAUUGCUCGUGUAGAUAACAACAUCGACGCCGUCGACUAUGUCUGGGAUCUCGAUCACUGGUCCGCGCCCAAUCCUACCGAGCGUGUUAGAGGCGCAAGACCUGUACACGAGACUUUUGCAAUCAGCGCCCAGCUCUGCGUUCCUCGGGACUCGAAUAAAGCGGGCAUCCUGCAGAUCGCGACGCAUGGCUUUGGAUUUGACAAACGCUACUGGGAUGCGGAACUACACCCGGAUAAAUACUCCUACAUUGACGCCGCGCUGAAUGCCGGCUACUCGAUCCUAACCUACGACCGGCUCGGUGUCGGCCAUUCCGACAAGCCUGACGCAUACGAGGUCGUACAGGUACCCGUCGAAACUGAGAUCCUGAAAGAGCUGGCGAUCCUCGCGCGCUCUGGUGCCCUUGCUGAAAAUGCGUCGUCGAUCCGAGUCCCCUCAUUUGACAAAGUCGUCCUCGUCGGCCACUCCUACGGCUCGGGCCUCACCAUCGCCGUCCUGGCAAAUUACCCUUCCCUAGCCGACGGCGCAGUCUCAACGGGGUUGAUCCCCAACACCCAGUUCGGCGCCGCCGGCCAGCGUGCCUUUGGUCUCGAGUACGCGCCUGCCAGCAACCCGUCCCGCUUCGGUGACCGAGGCAGCGGUUACCUUGUUCAGAGCACGGAGAGCAGCCUGCAGCAGAUCUUCUUCAAGAAGGGAUUCUUUGAGCCUGAAUUGUUGAAGUACGCAAAUAGCAUCAAGGAGACUGGCACCGCAGGGGAGUUCGUGAGUUUCCCUGUAGCACUAGCAAAGCCUGCUGCUGGGUUCAAGGGGCCGAUUCUGUUUGCUUUGGCCGAGUACGAUAUGGGGACUUGUCUUGGGGACUGUAAAGGGACGUAUAAUCUGACAAUGUUGCGAGAUGAGAUGUUUCCGCAAGCUGGCGAUGUCAAUGUGCAUAUUCAGCCUGGAAGUGGGCAUGCGUUGACGAUGCAUGUGAAUGCUACGGGGCAUUAUGAGACCAUCUUUGCUUACCUGAGGGAGCAUGGAUUAUAG